CUGGUGACUUUAUGUUCCCCUCAGGGGUUACCUUGAGAUUUGUGAUGUAUCAGUUCCAACCAGCUUCUUGACUACUUACUCUGGCAUCUUCCAGAGCUACUCUCACUCGCGCCCGCCCACCCGCCGAUGUGCCUGCGCCAUGGAUAACCAAGAGCUUCGAGAUUUCAAAGAUUUCCUUUGCUUCCGUUUCGUCGGGGCCCUUGAGCUUUGCCGAAUGGCGCCCACGCAUAGGCGCUGGUGCAAGACGGCCCAAGAGGAUGCGCUUUGGUUGGAGCUUUGUCGCGCGUGCUGGUCCACCAAGGUGAGCAGCUUCCACCUCACCAAGCGACGUCAAGAGGAGCUCAGUUCUCAAGGAAUCAGCUGGAAGGAGCAUUACAGGCAGCACUUGCAAGAUGGUGGUCGAAGCUGUAUCACGCUUGAGGAGCUUACAGAGAAUGUUUGGGACUUCACCUUUCGCUUGCAUCCCCAGCUGCGGGCCUCCUCCAGCUUUCGCUUUGAUCCCGACUCGCGGUGCGUCACGGGACAUCCCAAUGGGCUCACCUACCACUGGCAACUGAGCAGCUCGGUCUGGUCUAUGUUCGGAAUGAAGGAUCCAAUUCGUUCCAACCAUAAGAUUUCCAAACAACCACCGAGGCUGAGAUUUGAAGAGAUUUGGUUUGGUUGAGAUUUUCAGCUCUUGUCAAGGAAAAAGACUGAUUCUUCAGAAUGGCAGGUGCCGACGGACAUCGUGUGGAGCUGGGCGCGUUUCCUCAGGCCAAGGUGAUUCGUCGAGAUGAUUGGGGCUGGGCCAUCGCCAACAGCAACAUCGUUUGCUGUUCUUUGGAUGCCAAAGAUUUAGCGGUGCCUGGCGCUGUGGAUUUGCAUCCGCAGCUCUUCAGCCUGGAACAGCUGGCCCCAUCACUUCAGCUUGUUCAGCUGCUCAUGCAACUUCAAUCAGGAUUUGCCUGGCCUCCUGGAUCCAGCGCUGGCUAUCCGCGCACAGAAGGUACUGAAGGGUAGCAAAGAGAAGGUCGGGACAGCUGCAGAGGUCGGGAUUGAGGUUCGACUACAGAAAGCUCUCCCAGCGAAGCCACUCAUUGGUUGUCCAACACUCUUGGCAGUACAUCUUGGUUCACAAACAUGGCGUGCUGAACUCAUGCAUUCCUCUUGGUGUCCUUGUUUCGUUUUGGCUUCACAUCGCCGGUCCAAAAAUGGGACGUGGCGCGCGCCAAGAGCGAAGGCGCCUCGUGCGUUGGUCAAAAA
This is a messenger RNA of Durusdinium trenchii, 1242 nucleotides long. The record is from the annotation of a GenBank genome assembly. NCBI's taxonomy places the organism in Eukaryota, Dinophyceae, Suessiales, Symbiodiniaceae.